CCGGAGAUGGGAGCUACGUUGCGGUUUCAGGUGGAGGGAUCCAUGGAUGUGAUGAUUGCCCGGGCCACAACGAUCAUUGGCUCAGCUGAUUCCCCGCCAAGCAGCAUCGACGGCAUCCUGAACAUCAUGCGUGGCUUGGCGCCAAAGGACGGCGAAGUGCCCUUCGUGAAGAACAUGUGGCGCGGCACCCUGCACCCUGGUCACGUGCUGUUCACGCCGGCUG
Symbiodinium pilosum is the source of this 223-nucleotide messenger RNA. The record is from the annotation of a GenBank genome assembly. Lineage: Eukaryota; Dinophyceae; Suessiales; Symbiodiniaceae.